UCCUCAACGUGUGACUUAAAAGAUCCAGCUAUCGAAAAACAUGGAAUUUCUCACGGGUGGCACUGAACGCGUUUCUUUAUUGCCUGUUUUUAUUUUGUCAGUGUAGCGUACAUGUCCGAUAUCUUUGUCGCCACUGCUGAGGGAAACGCUUGGCGUUUAUACUGAUAGCUGAAAACAGAUUGUCCCGUGUUACCCACUGAAUCGAACUGCGGAAGAUUGUUUAUUUCAGUCGCCGUUUAUACGUUUCAUACGAUACAAUAUUUCUUCAUUUAGCCGAAUAUGUAGAUUAUUGCAGGCUUUAUGGAAACAUUGGCCUGAAAAUGAGAUAUCGCGUAUUAGUUAUUCAUUUUAACAUGCCUUUAAAAUUUUGUGAAAAUUAACUUGGGAUGUCAGAAUUUCCCUCACCGCCAGAAUAAUUUUUUCCCGAUACUUUAUUUUUGUACGUUUUCUUUUUUCGGACUGCUUCGCAGCUCAAUCUGGAAGAUACGAGGUUAUUAAUUUUUAAUCUUUAUGCAUCCUCACGAAGAAGGGAGAAGAAAGGAGAAAACGACACAUAACCAGAAGGAAAGACUGAUCUAGCGAGACGAGACGAAGAAUGAAUGAGAUUCACUGAGGAACCGAGGAAGGAGAUUGGAGGAAUCAAGGUUGUUCCUUGAAAAGAGGGAGCGUGAGGGGAGCAGUGUCCCCCUCCUCCCAUCCCUGACACCCCAGCGAAACAGAAACACACCCUGUGACCUGGCCCAAACAUGGCUCUGUCAGUCUGGAUUCUGUGCACGUGUGUCAUCACUCUCUGCAACAUCACCCCCUCUGCCCAAGCUUUGAGUCGCUCGGCGAUGCCUUUCGGGCUGAUGCGGAGGGAGCUGGCGUGCGAAGGUUACCCCAUCGAGCUGCGAUGCCCCGGCAGUGACGUCAUCAUGAUCGAGACGGCCAACUACGGCCGCACGGAUGACAAGAUCUGUGACGCUGACCCUUUUCAGAUGGAGAAUGUGCAGUGUUACCUGCCCGAUGCCUUCAAAAUUAUGUCACAGAGGUGUAAUAACCGUACCCAGUGCGUGGUCGUAGCAGGGUCAGACGUGUUCCCUGACCCGUGCCCGGGAACCUACAAGUACCUGGAGAUCCAGUAUGAGUGUGUACCCUACAUCUUUGUGUGUCCUGGGACCCUGCUGAGGGUGCAGGCAGCCAGCUCUCUGCAGGAAGCAGAACAUCAGUCAGGGGCGUGGUGUAAAGACCCCCUACAGUCUGGGGACCGUCUCUAUGUCAUGCCCUGGACCCCCUAUCGCACUGACAUGCUGUACGAAUACGCUUCAUGGGACGACUUCAAACAGAACCGAGCCACCACCACCUAUAAACUGCCGAACCGUGUGGACGGGACGGGUUUCGUAGUGUACGACGGCGCUGUAUUCUACAACAAAGAGCGCACGCGCAAUAUAGUCAAAUACGACCUGCGCACUCGCAUCAAAAGCGGCGAGGCUAUCAUCGCUAACGCAAAUUACCAUGACACAUCGCCCUACCGUUGGGGCGGCAAGUCUGACAUCGACCUGGCUGUGGACGAGAACGGCUUGUGGGUCAUUUACGCCACUGAAGCCAACAACGGCCGACUGGUGGUCAGCCAGGUAAACCCAUACACGCUGCGGUUUGAGGGCACCUGGGAAACCAGUUUUGACAAACGGUUGGCGUCCAAUGCCUUUAUGGCAUGCGGCGUUCUCUACGCAGUGCGCUCCGUCUACCAAGACGACGACAGUGAAGCGGGUGGAGACUUGGUGCUUUAUGCCUACAACACCAACCGUGCCCGCGAAGAACCUGUUCAUAUCCCCUUCCCUAAUCCUUACCAAUACAUCUCCUCCGUCGACUACAACCCCCGCGACAACCAGCUCUACGUAUGGAACAAUUACAACGUCUUACGUUACCCGCUGGAAUUCGGCCCUCCGGAUCCCACUACGGGGCCUCUUGCUACAACUCAAAUAUCCAGCACCACUCCGGCUAGACCGUUCACCUCCAGUACCAGUCCCUCCACCUCGCGUCCCCUGCCCCCCACGUCUCACCCCAUAGGGGCCAUCAAUAAGGCCCCCGACCUAAGACCCAUCACCGCUACUGUGCCAGUCACCCGACGGCCGCCGCGGCCACCCCAGGGCCCUGAGGUUUUGGUUUGUGAAGCCAGAGUGGCACGGGGAGUCCAGUGGCCGUCCACCCAACGGGGAGAGACCGUGGACAGGCCCUGUCCAAAAGGCUCACUGGGUAUCGCCUCCUUCCAGUGCUUGGUCUCUCCGGUCAUGUGGAGCCCACGUGGACCUGACCUCAGUAACUGCACCUCCCCAUGGGUCAACCAGGUGGCCCAGAAGAUAAAGAGUGGGGAGAACGCAGCACACAUUGCGGGGGAACUGGUGAACCACACGCGCGGCCGUAUCCAUGCAGGAGAUGUCAGCUCCUCUGUCAGACUGAUUGAACAGUUACUGGAUAUUCUGGACGCUCAGCUCCAGGCCCUGCGUCCUGGCAACAAGGAAUCAGCUGCCCGCAACUACAACAAGCUGCAGAAGAGGGAGAAGACAUGUCGUGCCUAUAUUCAGGCGGUUGUUCAGACGGUGGAUAAUCUACUGCGUCCUGAGGCAUUGGAGUCUUGGCAGGACAUGAACAGCACAGAGCAGGCCCACACUGCCACCAUGUUACUGGACGUGAUGGAGAAAGGCGCCUUCCUGCUAGCCAACAACAUGUACGCCAGCCGCUUCUCAGACCACGCCGCCAACAUCGAUCUGGAGGUACAUGUGUUGAACACAGAAAUGGACCUGCAGGACUUGUCUUUCCCUCAGAACAGCCCAAGUGACAGCAGCAUCCAACUCUCAGCAACCACUGUCAAACAGUACAGCCGAAACGGUCAGGUAAAGGUAGUCUUUGUGUUAUAUAAAAACCUGGGCCCUUUUCUUUCCACUGAAAAUGCUACUGUCAAAAUGGAGGUGGAGCCAGGGCCUGGGGGGCGGAGCCUUGCUGUAAACUCUCAUGUUAUUGCCGCCUCUAUCAACAAAGAGUCAAGUCGAGUAUUUUUGACCGAACCAGUGGUUUUCACUCUGAGACAUUUACAGCUGGAGAAUCACUUCAGUCCAAACUGUUCGUUCUGGAACUAUUCUGAGCGCUCUAUGACAGGCCAGUGGUCAUCUCAAGGCUGUCGACUGCUGGAUACCAACAGCACACACACCACCUGCUCCUGUAGUCACCUCACCAACUUCGCUGUGCUUAUGGUGCAUCAUGAGCCUGAUUAUCCGGGCAGGAUGCAUGAGCUGAUCUUGUUUGUGAUCACAUGGGUGGGAAUUGUCAUCUCUCUGGUGUGUUUAGCCAUCUGCAUCUCCACCUUCUGCUUCCUGCGAGGCCUUCAGACCGACCGCAACACCAUACACAAGAACCUCUGCAUCAACCUCUUCAUCGCAGAACUCCUCUUCCUCAUCGGCAUCGACAAAACACAGUACCACAUUGCUUGUCCCAUCUUUGCUGGCUUGCUGCAUUUCUUCUUCUUGGCUGCCUUCUCCUGGAUGUGUCUGGAAGGCGUGCAGCUUUACCUGAUGCUGGUGGAGGUCUUUGAGAGCGAGUACUCCAGGAAGAAGUAUUACUACCUCUGCGGUUACUGCUUCCCGGCCCUGGUGGUGGGAAUCUCGGCCGCCAUAGACUACCGCAGCUACGGGACCAAGAAAGCAUGUUGGCUAAGAGUGGAUAACUAUUUCAUCUGGAGCUUCAUUGGCCCUGUCUCUUUCAUUAUCAUGCUCAACCUCGUUUUCCUCAUGAUCACCCUCCACAAGAUGAUCCGUAACUCCUCCGCCCUCAAACCAGACUCCAGCCGCCUGGACAACAUCAAGUCUUGGGCUCUGGGGGCGAUUGCUCUGCUCUUUCUAUUGGGUCUAACCUGGGCCUUUGGUCUUCUCUUCAUUAAUGAGAACACGGUCAUCAUGGCUUACCUGUUCACCACCUUCAAUGCCUUUCAGGGCAUGUUCAUCUUUAUUUUCCACUGCGCCCUGCAGAAAAAGGUUCAUAAGGAGUACAGUAAGUGUCUGCGUCACUCUUACUGCUGUAGCCGUACCUCCACCACUAGCUCUCAUGGCUCUCUGAAAAACUCAGCCUUGAGAACCAACAACCGUUACUACACAGGCAGCCAAGCCCGUCACGCUGCUGUCCACCGACAGAGUCGAAUCCGUCGCAUGUGGAACGACACCGUACGAAAGCAGACAGAAUCAUCCUUCAUGGCUGGAGAUAUGAACAGCACUCCCACUCUAAACCGCGCCACCAUGGGAAAUCAUCUCCUGACCAAUCCGGUGUUGCAGACACGCACUGGCACCUCCCCUUACAACACCUUAUUGGCUGAGAGUUUUACCCCGCCCUCUCCGGGGGUCUUCAACUCAACUGGGACCUUCCGGGAUCCAAAGGGCACUCUGUCCAAGGCACGGGAUCAAUGUGGAAUGGAGACACUGCCACUGAACGGAAACUUCAACAAUAGCUAUUCUCUACGCGGUAUGGGAGAGGCUGGUGGCACUGGGGGCAGCUGCGAUUUCCUGGGGGGUGGAGUCGGGGGCGGAGACAGUCCGCCACCCCUGCUGAACCCGCGAGGCUCUGAGACCCUGGGCGGGAUCCGACGGAACCUGUCGGACGCAGCGGCCUUCGAGAAGAUGAUCAUCUCCGAAUUAGUACACAACAACUUGCGAGGCGGAGGAGCCGGGGGCGGGGACAGAGUCUGCGGAAGCUUGGCCAGAGGCCGCGCCCACAUAGGAGGAGGUCGUGGGGGCGGGGCCGAGCCAGCAAUGAGCAUGGAGGAAGAGGAGGAUUUCCUGGGGAGGGAGGCGCGUCAGCGUACGCCGCAGGACGUGGAGCUGCUCUAUAAGGCACUGGAGGAGCCGCUGUUGCUCCAGCGCGCGCAAUCCGUGCUCUACCAGAGCGACCCGGAGGAGUCCGAGAGCUACACGGCCGACCUGACCGAAAGCCUGGGCCACAGCGGGCACAGCGCGGCCGAACAGGGCCACAGCGGAGCGCCCGACUCCCCCGCCCGGGACUCCCUCUACACCAGCAUCACCAACCUGCGAGACUCGCCCUACCCCGACAGCAGCCCCGAGCCGCUGGAAGUGGUCCCGCGUUCCGCUCAACCCCCAGAGGAGCUCUAUUACAGCUCCGGCCGACCGGCCCUGGGCUCCCGCGGCGGGCCCAUGCAGACCUUCUAUCAGGCCCCGCCCAGGAGGCCCAGCGGCGACGCCCAUCAGGCCCAGGAGCCGGCCCACACUGAGGGAGACGGACAGAUGCAGCUGGUGACAAGUCUGUGACUAUGAGGAGGAGGAGGAGGAGAAUGAUGAUAUGGAGCACUGUAACAGGCAUGGGUGAUGUGAUUGUGGUUAUGAUUAUGAUUAUGAUAUUGAUGAUGAUGAUGAUGAUGAUUAUGAUGAUGAUGAUGAUGGCUGCCACUUCUCCAUCCCCUUAUAACUUACUGUCUAACACUUCCCUCAUGUUUUGCUGCCUUUUUUAAAAUUAUUUGUCGGAUUUUUUUUUUUUUUUAAUGCAAGAGAUUAGGGAAAAAAAAGGAUACGCAUAGAAUCAGUUCUUUUUUUUUUUCCAUCGCUCUGUAUCCAUGGCAGCAGGCCAGUCAGUUUUCUGUUCGUCCUCUGUGACUGAGCAACUUUUCUUUUCAACGCCAUCUUCUCUCCCCUCCUUACCCU
Chanos chanos (milkfish) is the source of this 5678-nucleotide messenger RNA. RefSeq names its product adhesion G protein-coupled receptor L1a (gene adgrl1a). Gene Ontology annotation, cellular component: presynaptic membrane; plasma membrane; axon. The record is from RefSeq and is a predicted model, not a curated record. The transcript is spliced from 25 exons. Gene Ontology annotation, molecular function: carbohydrate binding; G protein-coupled receptor activity; latrotoxin receptor activity. Gene Ontology annotation, biological process: adenylate cyclase-activating G protein-coupled receptor signaling pathway; heterophilic cell-cell adhesion; cell surface receptor signaling pathway. Lineage: Eukaryota; Metazoa; Chordata; Actinopteri; Gonorynchiformes; Chanidae. Bases 747 to 5288 code for a protein of 1513 amino acids.